CCCGGCGCCGCUGCUACACGUGUUCCUGGCGCAGAUGGAGCCGCUCCGGGACUGGGCUGCGGGGGAGAGGGAGCCGCUCCGGGACUGGGCUGCGGGGGAGAGGGAGCCGCUCCGGGACUGGGCUGCGGGGGAGAGGGAGCCGCUCCGGGACUGGGCUGCGGGGGAGAGGGAGCCGCUCCGGGACUGGGCUGCGGGGGAGAGGGAGCCGCUCCGGGACUGGGCUGCGGGGGAGAGGGAGCCGCUCCGGGACUUGGCUGCGCGGUUGUACCGGGUUCAGGCGCUGAAGUUCGGCAGCUUCGUGCUCAAGAGCGGGGCGGUGUCUCCGGUUUAUUUCGAUCUCAGGGUGAUCGUGUCGCACCCGACUCUGCUCAAUCAGGUGGCAGAUGUGCUGUACCAGACAGCCCGGAAUGGCGGGGUGCCCUAUACGUCGGUUUGUGGGGUGCCAUACACAGCUCUGCCAAUUGCCACCAUCAUCUGCUCCCAGCACCAGCUGCCCAUGCUGAUCCGGCGAAAAGAAGCCAAAGACUAUGGUACAAAGCGACUGGUGGAAGGAACCAUCACGCCGGGGGAGACCUGUCUGAUCAUCGAGGACGUAGUGACCAGCGGAUCCAGCGUCAUGGAAACAGCGGAGGUGCUGCGCAGGGAGGGGCUGGUCGUGGAAGACGCCAUUGUACUGGUGGACAGGGAGCAGGGGGGCAGGGAGCGCUUGGCACAGGGCGGCAUCCGACUCCACUCAGUGUUCUCCCUGUCGCUGCUGAUGGAGCUGCUCCGCUCACUGGGGGCUGUUGGCUCGGAAACCGUCAGCAACGUCCAACGUUUCAUCCAGGAAAACCAGGUCCCGGCACCGACUCCGACCCCGGACCCCCCCUCAGUAAUGGAAUAUUCCCGCAGGGCCUGUGCCCCGGGGGUCCAUCCAGUCGCAUCGAGGCUCUUUGCCAUCAUGGCGCGGAAAGAGACCAACCUGUGUCUGUCGGCCGAUGUCACCGACGCCUCCGAGCUGCUCCGAUUGGCUGCGGAGUUGGGCCCCUCUAUCUGCAUGUUAAAGACCCACAUCGACAUUUUGGGGGAUUUCACCCCCAAAGUGGCAUCGGAGCUGCAAGCGUUGGCAGAGCAACACCAGUUCCUUCUGUUUGAAGAUCGGAAGUUUGCGGAUAUUGGCAACACCGUCCGGCACCAGUAUGAAGGUGGCAUCUAUAGAAUCUCCUCGUGGGCCGAUGUGGUGAAUGCCCAUGUUGUGCCCGGCCCCGGAGUGGUACAGGGGCUGCGGGAAGUGGGGGGCCCAAUAAACAGGGGGUGCCUGCUGAUUGCAGAGAUGAGUUCUGAGGGGUCCCUGGCUACGGGGGAUUACACCAAAGCAGCUGUGCAAAUGGCAGAGCAACACCGGGAUUUCGUCAUUGGCUUCAUAUCGGGGCGCAGAGUGGGCAGAGACCCAGCGCUGGUGCAUUUGACCCCCGGGGUGCAGAUUCAGGCAGGGGGAGAUGAGCUCGGCCAGCGAUACCAGACUCCGUAUGAGGUCAUUGUGAAUAAAGGCUCUGAUGUCAUCAUUGUAGGGCGGGGCAUCUUGUCAGCCGCCAAUCGGCUCGAGGUGGCAGAGAUGUACAGGAGAGCCGGCUGGGAGGCGUAUCUCUCCGCCAUAGCGAAUGAGAAGCUGGAGAAGUGACUCCGCCCCUGGCGCCGGCGUGUUUGGCUGAUGGACAGUUGAUAAUCCAUGAAAGGGUUACAUUUUUGGCUGGAACAUUCCGGGCGCAGUAAGGCGCGUUGCAAUCCGCUUGUCUGGCGAAAUGAUUCCAUUACACAGCGGGUAUAGGCGCUACCGGGCCCCAUCAACGAGCCAAUGUGGUACCAGAACCAACGGGAAAAUCACACCUGCCCGAUUGAGAUCUGGGUAACUUUAGUCGGGGGCACCCAUACACGGGCAGAUAAGCUGGCGAAUCAUUCUGGGGCACCCGUAUGGGCGCCCGGAACCUGCCCCCGUAUGGGCACCAUUAGCCACGCCCCAUUCCCACACACAGCCACCAAGUCCAAGUAAAUCCAGGCCCCUUAUUGCAUUGGCUCCGGUUGCAGAGGGGACUCUUCUGGAUCUGCAGGGGUUAAGGUGCCAUGUAACUGGCCCAGAAGUUGGUUCAGUUCUGCUUCAGGUUCUGGGAAUAGGACAGCGAUGGGUUUCAGCUUCUUCACAUUCCAAAUGGAGCUUCUGUUAUUCCUUCAACGGUUCUGUAUCCUCAGCAUCCAAAAUAAAUAUCCGUAUCUGUCUCA
Xenopus tropicalis (tropical clawed frog) is the source of this 2256-nucleotide messenger RNA. It is a transcript of the gene umps, whose product is annotated as uridine monophosphate synthetase. The transcript is spliced from 6 exons. The record is from RefSeq and is a predicted model, not a curated record. NCBI's taxonomy places the organism in Eukaryota, Metazoa, Chordata, Amphibia, Anura, Pipidae. Gene Ontology annotation, biological process: 'de novo' UMP biosynthetic process; 'de novo' pyrimidine nucleobase biosynthetic process; pyrimidine nucleotide biosynthetic process. The coding region runs from base 35 to 1660 and encodes 541 amino acids. Gene Ontology annotation, molecular function: orotate phosphoribosyltransferase activity; orotidine-5'-phosphate decarboxylase activity.